Acipenser ruthenus (sterlet) is the source of this 713-nucleotide messenger RNA. RefSeq names its product acyl carrier protein, mitochondrial-like. Gene Ontology annotation, molecular function: acyl carrier activity; acyl binding. The record is from RefSeq and is a predicted model, not a curated record. The transcript has 5 exons. Gene Ontology annotation, cellular component: mitochondrion. Bases 34 to 504 code for a protein of 156 amino acids. Gene Ontology annotation, biological process: fatty acid biosynthetic process. Lineage: Eukaryota; Metazoa; Chordata; Actinopteri; Acipenseriformes; Acipenseridae.
UGUGGGAUGUAGUGCUCAGCCCUGUCUGCAGUCAUGGCGUCCCGUGUCCUAGCGCAGUGUGUCCGCUCGUACACUCAGCGCUCAGCUAGAAUAAUCUUCGGAAACAUCACUACCAGAGCCGCGGCAGUGUCAGUCGCCAACCAGCGGCAUUUCUGCUUCAACGCCGGUAGCCAGAGGAAAGCUUUAACCGCCCAGAUAAAGGUUUCCAGCCCCUUAGUACAGUUGUGUCGGCAGUAUGGAGAUUUGCCACCACUCACAGUGGAUACCAUCAGAGAACGUGUCCUGUAUGUCCUGAAACUGUACGACAAGAUCAACCCAGAAAAACUGACAGGAGCUUCUCACUUCAUGAAAGAUUUGGGGUUGGACAGCUUGGACCAGGUUGAAAUCAUCAUGGCCAUGGAGGAUGAGUUUGGGUUUGAAAUUCCAGACGCAGAAGCAGAAAAACUGAUGACCCCUCAGGAGAUUGUACAGUACAUUGCAAACAAGAAGGAUGUGUAUGAAUAAUAAACCCUCUUCCAAUACAGAUGAGGGAUGUAGGAAUGAGCCGGAUGGACCUGCCGAUAUCAACCCCCACCAGAGGUUUUGAAUCAGUGUCCUGGAUAUUUUGAGAACUGUGUUAAUGUUGUACAAAGCUUUUGAAUGUCAUCUGCCCAAUUUGCUGUAAGCAUUGUAUGUAAAAACUGUUUAACGCUUAAAUAAAUCUGUUAAACCGG